This is a messenger RNA of Sorghum bicolor (sorghum), 748 nucleotides long. RefSeq lists its product as uncharacterized. The record is from RefSeq and is a predicted model, not a curated record. The transcript has a single exon. Lineage: Eukaryota; Viridiplantae; Streptophyta; Magnoliopsida; Poales; Poaceae. Bases 93 to 674 code for a protein of 193 amino acids.
UUGAAGAGCAUGAUGAUUAUUUCGUGCAAAAAAGAAAUGGUGCCGGUGUACGUGGACUGAGUUGCUUCCAAAAGGUCACUGCCGCUUUGCGGAUGCUCACUUAUGGGAUUCCAGCGGAUGCUACGGACGAGUACAUUCGCAUCGGCGAAAGUACCGCACUAGAGAGCCUUCGAAAGUUUGUUGCAGCAGUGGUUGAUAUCUUUGAAGAUGAAUAUCUGAGGUACCCCAAUGAGAAAGACACAGAACGCUUACUUGCCAUGGGUGAGAAGAAAGGUUUUCCUGGAAUGUUAGGAUGCAUCGAUUGUAUGCAUUGGGCAUGGAAGAACUGUCCAUAUGAGAAACAAGGUCAGUACAAGGGGCAUGUGGACAAACCCACUAUCAUUUUGGAGGCCGUUGCUUCGGAUGAUCUUUGGAUAUGGCAUGCCUUUUUUGGGAUGCCUGGGUCGCACAAUAACAUCAACGUUCUUCACCGUUCCCCUUUGUUUGCAAACUUGGCGGAGGGUAGAGCUCCAAAGGUUAACUAUACAGUGAAUGGCCAUGAUUAUACGAUGGGAUAUUAUCUUGCAGAUGGGAUACAUCCCUCAUGGGCUACAUUAAUCAGUUCCAUCACUUGUCCAAUUGACUUCUUCUCCUUGUCCAAUGCCGAGUACAUCUUUCCAGCUUCAUUGAUCUAAAAAAUAAAUUUGUCAAUGUACACAUCAUGUAAAAUAAACCAAAAUUAAAAAUGACUACAAAUCUGAAUACCUUG